AUGGAACUCAAAAUCAUUCCUCUUUUCUUUUCCACCCUCCUAGUUUUAUUUCAAGUCUCCUUCUCCACCGGACAAACUGUCGUCAAAGGUGGUUACUGGUUUCCUGGUAGCGGCUUCGCAAUUUCUGGCAUAAAUUCUACCCUUUUCACUCAUCUUUUCUGUGCAUUUGCCGAUGUCAAUAGCCAAACAUAUCAGGUUACAAUCUCAUCCUCAAAUCAAGCUCAAUUCCAAACCUUCACGAGUACAGUCCAACAAAAAAACCCUUCAGUGAAAACCCUUUUAUCAAUUGGUGGAGGUGGUUCCGAUGUAACCACAUUCGCUUCGAUGGCUAGCCAAUCCAGUUCUCGUAAAUCAUUUAUUGAUUCCUCGAUAAAGUUAGCAAGGUCUAACAAUUUUCAUGGCCUUGACCUUGACUGGGAGUACCCUUCUGAUUCUACGCAAAUGAACAAUUUUGGCACCCUUCUUACUGAGUGGAGAACUGCUGUAGCCGCUGAGGCUAAAAGUUCUGGCAAGACACCAUUGCUGUUAUCUGCAGCGGUUCUCUACUUAUCAUACUAUUAUUCAUCCUCGGUGACUUACCCUACCCAGGCUAUAUCAAACAACCUGGAUUGGAUUAAUCUAAUGGCCUAUGAUUUUUAUGGCCCAGGAUGGUCUCCAUCAAGCACCGGACCUCCGGCUGCUUUAUACAAUCCGGGGAGCCAACAAAGUGGAGAUAAUGGGGUCAAGUCUUGGAUUCAGGCUGGCUUGUCUGCAAAGAAACUAGUACUUGGCCUUCCCUUUUAUGGCUGGUCAUGGCGUCUGACAAAUGCGAAUAACCAUGGUCUUUUUGCACCGGCUAAUGGACAAGGUCUAGCAGGAGAUGGAUCAAUAGGGUAUAAUCAGAUCAAGCAGUACAUAACCCAAAAUGGAGCUACUAAAGUAUUCAACGCCACUGUUGUUACGGACUACUGUUAUAGUGGAACAACAUGGAUUGGAUACGAUGAUACUCAGUCUAUCUCCACUAAAGUUGCAUAUGCUAAAGGAAAAGGAUUGCUAGGUUACUUUGCCUGGCAUGUUGGUGCCGAUGACAAUUGGACCCUUUCUACUAAAGAAGCACGCGCUGGAACUAUUUACGAAACUACCACUACACACAGUUUCCUUUGGCUGCUGUCGUUCACCAUUCCGCCAGAUUCUGACCUCCUUUCUGCAUGUGAAGACCGUCAUGUUGAAACUCUCGACCUAGUCGGCUUGUUGAUGAGGGCCGCCAGACUCACUGCUAGCCAACAAAUGCAUAUCGGAGGCUUAAAGUUUUGGCUAGACUAA
Molecule: messenger RNA, 1302 nt
Organism: Dovyalis caffra
Lineage: Eukaryota; Viridiplantae; Streptophyta; Magnoliopsida; Malpighiales; Salicaceae
Source: the annotation of a GenBank genome assembly